AUGGAAAACCGUUUGCCGAGGCUCAAGGCGAGGUCAAGUAACCGAGUCUCAACAGUCAAGGAGCCUGUGGGUGUCUGCGGCUUGAUCACUCCGUGGAACUUCCCUGCCGCCAUGAUCACCCGUAAGAUCGGGCCUGCAUUGGCGGCCGGCUCCUUUCGAGUGGGUAUUCCUAAAGGUGUGGUAAACAUCGUGACUGCGCUGGAGGAUACCCCUGAGGUCGGCCACACUCUCACCACUCAUCCGGAUAUCAAGAAGAUCUCGUUUACGGGCUCGACCCGUGUGGGUAAACUCCUAAUGGGACAGGCUUUUUCUACUGUGAAGCGAGUCUCUUGGGAACUUGGCGGCAAUGCUCCGUUCAUUGUCUUUGAUGACGUCGAAGAUAUCGAUACGGCGGGUCGCUGGCGCUCUUGCGUCGAGGUUCCGAGGUACUGGACAAACCUGCGUCUGCGCUAA
Molecule: messenger RNA, 453 nt
Organism: Penicillium arizonense
Lineage: Eukaryota; Fungi; Ascomycota; Eurotiomycetes; Eurotiales; Aspergillaceae
Exons: 3
Coding region: 1-453 (150 amino acids)
Molecular function (GO): succinate-semialdehyde dehydrogenase (NAD+) activity
Source: RefSeq, a predicted model, not a curated record